Molecule: messenger RNA, 2372 nt
Organism: Rosa rugosa (rugosa rose)
Lineage: Eukaryota; Viridiplantae; Streptophyta; Magnoliopsida; Rosales; Rosaceae
Product: scarecrow-like protein 30
Exons: 1
Coding region: 253-2310 (685 amino acids)
Biological process (GO): regulation of DNA-templated transcription
Cellular component (GO): nucleus
Molecular function (GO): DNA-binding transcription factor activity; sequence-specific DNA binding
Source: RefSeq, a predicted model, not a curated record
CUAAUCCAAGUUGGCGGCUAUUGUAGAAGAAGUUAAAAACAAGGUUCAGUUUUUCAGUACCUCUCAUCAUUUUAGGAGCAUAUAAGCUUUGCAUACACUUGCAUCUGAGAGAUUCCCCAUAUGCCUCCUGCAAAUAUCUCUUCGAACUCAAUUUAAGCUUUUCAUCUUGAAUCGUAUUGUUUGUUUAUCUCAUGCACACUUUUGCGUGAAAGAUUCACACUUUUCUUGAAUCUAGACAGACUGUUGGCCUUAAUGGAUACCCUUCUGGAAGAGCUUCCAAAUUCCAUGAACAAAUUCACAUUUGACCAAAACUCCAUCCCUUCCUUUACAGAUCAAAAUCCUGCUGAUCAGUUUGAAGCCAAUCAUGAAUUCACAAAUCCCAGUUUCUCUCCGGCCAAUUCAUACCCUUAUACUGAUUUCUCUUCAUCUUCUUCGGGUUUGAGCUCCGAGGGGGUGUAUUCUCCAGACACCAGUGACUCCAAUACCAUCCUCAGAUUCAUCAGUGAGAUGCUUAUGGAAGAAGAAGACUUGGAGAACAAGCCUUGCAUGCUUCAGGACUGUUUGGCUCUCCGAGCUGCUGAGAAGUCCUUAUAUGAUGUCCUAGUCCAGGAGGAUCCCUCUUCAACCAGUCAGAAUCUCACUUCCACAUACCAAAAUGUUGGGAGUCCAGAUGAUGGCAGCAACCACAGCAGCAGUAGCUCUAUUGCUGGUAGCAACUGGGUUGACUCGGAUUUCAAUUAUAUCCAAGAGGUUUUAGAUACUGUGGUUCCAAACUCUUUUGUUUCAAAUGGCAAGGGUGGAGUUACAGAUCUAGAAGGCAACUCAUCAUUUUCUGCGGAUGCAAGGCAACUCUCUGAUGAUGUGAAGUUCAGUCCAGAUAAGGAUGAAAGUGAUGAGUCAAGAAAUGGAUCACGGGGCAAGAAAAAUCGUUACCGGGAGGAUGGUGACUAUCUAGAUGAAGAGAGAAGCAACAAGCAGUCGGCAGUUUACGCUGACGAAAUUGAGCCAGAAGAGAUGUUUGAUCAGGUACUACUCUGUCAGGGUCAUAAAUCAUCUUCUUCUCCUCAGGUAUCUGAGCUCAAAGAUGGAAAUGGAAAGCUGCAGCGUAACGGCAAGCCAAAAGGAUCCAAAGCCAAGAAAACAGGCAAGAAAAAAGCAGAUGACAAUAAAGAAGUGGUGGAUUUACAGACACUGCUUACUCAAUGUGCACAAGCUGUUGCAAGCUAUGACAAAAGGAAUGCAAAUGAACAACUGAAGCUGAUAAGGCAGCACUCGUCUCCCUAUGGCGAUGGAACUCAAAGAUUAGCUCAUUACUUGGCCAAUGGCCUCGAAGAACGCUUGACUGCGACGGUUUCAUCGUACAAGCAGUCUGUUUGCUUUUCCAGAGGUAAUCUGUCAGCUGCUGUUAUCUUGAAAGCUUACCGGACUUACAUCACAGCAUGCCCCUUUAAGAAGAUGUCGAAUUAUUAUGCCAACCAAACGAUUCGCAAGCUGGCAGAGAAGAAAACCAGGCUUCACAUAAUUGAUUUUGGUAUACUCUAUGGGUACCAAUGGCCUUGCCUUAUCCAAGCUCUGUCAAAAAGACCUGGCGGACCUCCCAUGGUUCGCAUUACUGGAAUCGAGUUUCCCCAAUCAGGUUUUCGACCUUCAGAAGGGCUUGAAGAGACAGGGCGCCGCCUACAGAAUUACUGCAAGAGAGUCAAUGUCCCAUUUGAGUACACUGCCAUAGCAAAGAAUUGGGAAACCAUUCAGUAUGAGGAUAUCAAAAUCGACAGAGAUGAGGUGACUGUAGUGAACUGCUUGUACAGGUUAAAGAACUUACCAGAUGAUAUAGUGUUGGACAGCCCCAGAGACACAGUUUUGAAGCUGAUCAGGAGAAUCAACCCAGACGUAUUCAUCCAUGGAAUUGUUAAUGGAACCUACAAUGCACCCUUCUUCGACACACGGUUCCGGGAGGCACUCUACCAUUUCUCUUCCUUGUUUGAUAUGUAUGAGGAGACUUUGCCCAGAGAAGAUCCAGACAGGCUGCUCUUUGAACAAGAGGUAUUUGGUAGAGAUCUUAUCAAUGUGGUAGCAUGUGAAGGUUCAAUGAGGCUUGAAAGACCUGAAACAUACAAGCAGUGGCAGAUUAGAAAUAAAAGAGCUGGGUUCAAGCAGUUGCCAUUAGAUCAGGACCUCUUGAAGAUAAUAAAGACCAUGGUGAAGUCAAAUUAUCAUAAAGAUUUUGUUGUCGAUGAAGAUGGCAAGUGGGUCUUGCACGGAUGGAAAGGCCGAAUAAUCCAUGCUAUUUCUUGCUGGAAAUCUACUUGAUAGCUAGAAAUCAUGUGUUUCAAUGUAACAAGAAACUAUCUAUAUUGUUGUUUAGUUUAUUA